Messenger RNA from Castor canadensis (American beaver), 1602 nucleotides. NCBI's taxonomy places the organism in Eukaryota, Metazoa, Chordata, Mammalia, Rodentia, Castoridae. The record is from RefSeq and is a predicted model, not a curated record.
UACUAAUGAGCAAUGAGGCCUUUUGCUCUUUUGUUCCCAGGUCCCCAGACUGAGGAAUUGAUGUCUGCUAUCAUGCAUUCUAUCCAUAAAGUAAGGGUGAAAGCCCUAAAACGUGUGCAGAGAAAUAUAGGUUCUUUUGAGAUGAAUAUAUGGGAGCCUGUUGAAGAAGAAAAACCAGAUGAGGUCCUAGGUUUUGACAAGUUUUCCUUGGGGACUAGUUUGAGUAGAAGUACCCUCACUGAGUUGGGCAGUUCCAUGGUGCACAGUGAUGCCGAUACCGCAGAUAUGUUCUCUGAAGAUUUGUUGCUUGAAGAAAAAACUAGGAUACAGCUCUGUCAAAGAAAUGCCCCAAAUCACAUGGAAUUAACAUUGGCUGAUAAGCCUAGUGAUAAGAAGAAAAUACAUAAGCAGAAAGAAAAUGCCACCAGGAAAAAAGAUCACAAAAAGUUACCACAAAACACACUUCCUAUAGUAGGUGUUUGGGAAUUUGAGCGAGAUGAUGAUGAAUAUAUUAAGUUCCUUGAUCUCUUCUUGAGUUAUGUUCUCGAAAGAGACCUGAGUACUUCCAAGAAUCCUGCCAUUCCAUUUCUUACCAGCUUUUCUGGACAGCUUAGAGAACAUGAACUUAAUUCGUUACUUUUUGAUGUACAUACAACAUUGAAACGACGUCAGGACAAAUCCAAAACCCAGAAUGUGUUUAGAGCUGGCUCUUGCUUUGUUGUUGCUCCUGAGUCACACGAAUCUGAAAAAUCAUCCUCUUUAAACAGUGGGCAUCCCUUAACUUUUGAAAACCAGGCACUUUCAGUUUCAGAACUUGUUCAUCAAGGGACCAGACCUUUUUCAGAGAACCCAUUGAAUGAAGUCAAUAAAAAUGAAGGAAAGAGUGGAUUGUUUGGUUUAAAACAAAAGUCAAUUUACAGAAUUCAAGAUGAUAGUCGAGAGAAGCCUCUAAUCCAGGAGAAACCUCUAAUCCAGAGAUUGUCAAACCACAGUUUUUGGGCUCCCAAGUCCAUUAAAACUAGAAGGUGCAGUUUCAAAGCAGUUCAGUGCAAUAAUACUAACCCUCAGGAAGAUCUUCCUCUGGCCCUUGAAAGUACAUUUGGCAGCAUAGGUAGACUGCUGGAGUGGAUGAUCAGGUGGUCUGAUCGAAGACUCCUCUGUGAUUCUAUCACUCAGUUGUCCUGUGAGUACAGACCAGUGAUUCGCGUAAAGACCUCAACAGCUGCCAUUCUUACUUCCUUAUGGCUCCUGGACCAGCCCUAUUUUGCUACAUAUAAGGCAAAUAAUGCCGUUAUUAAGGUGCUAGAGAACCAUUGCACUGCAUUUCGGAUGGCACCCAACAUCAAGAGGGAGAGCAACACUGAUGAUGGCUGUUCAGUUGCAAUAGUAGCUCAAGGUGGACCUGAGGGAAGAAAUGAUGACAGUGAAUUGUGUCAAAGUGUCUUGAAAAGAACCUGUUGAAAGUCUCAAAAGUCCCAAUAUUGCUACUUGCAUGCCAGCUUCACCACAGCACUUAGAAGAACAUUCCAUGGAAGAGGUUCAUUGUCUCAGGAGAGAACCAUUGGAGACAAAGAUGGAGAGUAAAUCAGUUGAGCAAAAAGG